Messenger RNA from Lachancea mirantina, 2040 nucleotides. Lineage: Eukaryota; Fungi; Ascomycota; Saccharomycetes; Saccharomycetales; Saccharomycetaceae. The record is from the annotation of a GenBank genome assembly.
AUGGGGAGUCCAACGCUUUGGGAAGCUCUAAAGAGAAACACUUAUCAUCGGCGCAUCCCAUUCAAACUCUUUGUCGAUGAAUUCAGGCAGGCUCAUCGACGCACUCCGAAAAUAGCGAUCGAUGCGUACAGUUGGCUAUUCGAAUGUGGAUUUAUCAAGAACCUUGGAGAAGGUGUGGAAGACAAAUAUCACCGAACUGUUGAAUUGGCAUUGGUUUCCUUGCUAAGUCGCUUGAAACUCUUUAUCUCGCUCGAUAUUACGUUCGUUUUGGUAUUCGAUGGUCCCAGAAAGCCCAGCUUUAAGAACCAGUUCAAGUUAAAGAAGUUGGACGCCGGAGAACAGGUUCAGGACCUUUCGGCGACGGACUACGGGGUUGAAAAAGAUGUGCACGAUGGACUUCACUAUAUUUCGACUAAUUGUUAUGAUGGUGCUACAUAUGCAUACCAAUGCUUCCCGGAUCAAUCCGUCAAUUUAGUGCGGAAAGUUUUGAACGCACUAAAUAUCUCUUUCGUUGAUGCCUGCGGCGAAGGAGAAGCAGAGUGUUCACGUCUUCAGAAAGAAGGAUUGGUGGAUUUUGUUCUGGCAAACGAUUCUGAUGUUUUCGUUUUUGGAGCUACCAAAGUUUUGAGAAACUUCUCUAAAUUUUGGGACGACGUUCCAGCGACGUACCGGGCCUCUAAGAGUGGCAAAGACACUCGCGAAUAUAUGCUGACGAUUUUUGACCUUGACCGAAAUUCAGACUGGAAUCAAGCUUCUGCGACGUUAUUUUGUGUGUUACUUGGCGCAGAUUAUAACCAAGGCGUCCGAGGGUUGGGACCGAAAAAGUCGACUGACAUAGCAUUGCAUAAGAUGCCCUGUUUUGCUGACGAGCUUGCGGAAAUUUUUAAGGACUUUCGGAAAAAUGCUAAUGAUCGUAGGGCUCAGUACGAAGCCUUUAAAACUGGGCUUUUCAAUUACUGUCGCGCAGAAAGUAAACGAUUAUUCGGCAGAAAAUACUUUUCUGAGGAGACUGAAGGUUUCAAAGGCUGGCCAUCUGACACUGCAGUCAUGUUUUACAUGCAUCCUCUUCUCAAUCCGGAGUUACCACUCUUUUGCUUUAAACCGGGUUUUGUGAAUGUUAGUGGGAAAGCUAACAUGCCAGAGGUUCGAUUCAGAGAGCUUGAAACGAUUUUGAUGGAGAAAGAGUACAGACGAAUAUCAGAUUUGACGCGCUGGCUUCAUGAAUGGGCCCACGAAGCUUUCCUACUGAAGAAAAUUUUGUAUGAAAAGGACAAUGCCGAUGAACUUACAAAGGCAACCAAAAUAGUAGAAGAGUGGAUGUGUCAAUUAUGCGAUAAAAACUUCAGCGUUCCAUGUUGGCGGAUAAGGUACAACACGUUUUUAUCGGGUGUCAGAGAGUCCGCAAAUUCAGACAGCAACGGUCUGAAAGAACCAAAUUCAACGACCCAUUCAAGUCCGCGACGUCGCAGCCCCACCAGACGUCAAAUCGACAAAGCCGCGUAUAAGUUUAUGACUUCGAUUCCUAAAAAUCUUAUCGAUGACAGUCACAUUUUGGUCGAAGCGUAUCAGAAAGCCAAAGAAGCCCUAACGUCAACAAGCCCAUCGAAACGAAGUCCCCGCAAAAGAGAAUUGUCCCAGAAAAAUAAUCUUGACGAUUUUUUGAAGCUUCACACUUCGCCUCGGAAACCUGCAUUCCAAGAGCAUACCCAGAAAGAGCAUUUCGCACCACAUGAAAAAGUCUUCCUUGAUGCGGGCCCAUCUCUCUUUGUUCCGGAUGAGCCAGAACCCGAAGGCAACGAUAGUUCUCUGAUAAUUUUGGCGGAACACGAUCUUGAUGAGCAACCGCAGAAAGAAACAAAGGUUGCAGACUCUCCCAAGCGCAAGCUAUUAUUAUCGUCGCCUGCAACCAGUGAUAACGACACCUCACCGCUAAAAAAACACAAACAGAUCCAAGGCGCGUUGGAUUUUGGCUUUACGAAACGUCAACUUUUCCAUGGCCUUGUCGACUUGACAGCAGAGGAUGACGAAAGUGUUCAUUGA